CGAUUGCAUCGACUGUCAACGCUGGAGAGACUUGCGCCAUGGAGACAGAGGACAUUGUGAAGGGUCUUGCAGAUGGCAGCAAGGAAGGGAAUUCGGUUGAGAUGAACACCACUGACUGUGCAGACGUGCUGGCAACAAUAUAUGCACAGACUGCAGAGAUGAUGGGUGAUGGUGAUGAAUCAGAAAAUGAUGCAGGAGGGAGCACUUGUGAGACGGAAAAGGUUGGGGAAGAGAGAGGAGAGGGAGGUAUGGGGAGCAGGAAAAAUCAUGCAGGGUGUAUUGUUGAGGAUGAAAAUGUGGUCAAGACAUUAGCAGGAGAACAGUUUUCAUAUGACAUUAAUUGGGUGCCUGGUCGUGUUCAACCGGGUAUUGUUGGAGGAGUACCCUGCUUCGCGUUCAAAGUGGUUGGGACUUGGGUUCCAUUUCCUGUCCCCAAAACAAGCGCAUGGCGAAACGUGACUCUAUCAAUCGUGUUUGACAGAGUAUUAAGGUUGAACGAUGCGGCAAGAGCUCAGGAGAAAGGGAAACAUGCGUUGAAAAUGUGGCGUGUUCUAGAGGCGAAGGGCGAGUUCAGGCUUAACGAUUUUUUGUACGACAGUUUUGAUUGCGGAACGCCAUGGGUGAUUGGUGGGAACGAUGCAGCAGCGAGAACGGUGUGCCCCGAGAAUGAUGCAAGGAGGGAUCCUAGGUGGGGUUUGGUGCCAUAUGAGAUCCCGAUUACAUGUGGCCGGGUGAGGAUGCAGAUGCGUGAUGCCAUGAGAAAUGUCUGGAACACGCAUUACAUCAAUGGCAGGUUCUCCUUCACGCAUCUCAACAGGGAGGUGUCAGAAGAGGAGAAGAAGGCAAUGACAUGUCCCCCUCAUACUGCUAGGUGUUUUUUCCCGCCGCUUCGGAACCCUAUGGAGUUGAAGGUGGUGGACGGGAAACUAUUCUCCGGUGAGGAUGGUGUCAUAUACACAGCUGCAAGAGGGAAGGAAGCCACGUAUGAUGGACUAUGGUCGCAGAUAUGGGACCAUGUCACAUUGAGGCUGGUUGAUGGCAAGGUGACGAUGGCAGCAAAGCUGCAGUCAAGGCAGUGGCUUACAUUGGGAUGGAUGUAUGCAGGCAUUGUGGAGCAUUGGCAGUUCCUGGUUGUUCUGGCACGUGUCUCAAUUUUCAAUGUAAAUGUUAAGGACCACGUGUUGUUGGUUGAACACACAAAGCGUUGUUGGGAGAAGAUCAGGGAGGAGGACCGUAAGAUGGUGUGUGCGGGUUACGACUCCAUGAAAGACCAGGGGAUGUGGUCCAUGGUUGAGGGGAGUUGCGCUAGGCAAGAGCACGGCGACGGUGAGAACAUAUACAUGGCUCACAUUCGCCGUAGGCACCGUUGCACGACCCUUCUUGGUUGGGUCCCAGUCGUAUGUCCCAUGACAUACGAGCAUGGUGGAGACGUUACCAUGACAUUCACAGACCCGCUUGGUGUGCCUUUCCAUCUGACCUACUCAGAUGGACUCCUGCGAGACAUUCGGUAUGUCGUGGAGAACGACUUGGCAGGUGGAUUGACGUGGAAGGGUAAGAGGACAGAGAAGCGCUUCGGAAUUUUCCGUUUGUCUGCUGAGGUGGAGGGCCCAUGUGGUCCUGGUGGCAGCGCAGGGUGCUCUGUAACACAGGGGGACACGACCGGCCCAAGUCACGCUGCGAUGUCCCAGAGCCCGAGGAAGAUGAAGAAGUGCGUGUCGAAACCGCCAACUGGGAAGACGGUUGCAGGCAAAAAGAAGAAGAGCCCGAAGCCCGUUGUGGAGGAGGACAUUGCUCCUGCUGAGGGCGUGAGGUUUCAUAUGACAGCGGUGCGUGCUUUGAUGGAGGCUGUCGAGGCGUACCUCGUUGUCAAUUUCGAGAACACCAACGAGGUCGCGAUCCACUCGAAGAGGGUGAGGAUCCAGGUCAAGGACAUGAGGCUGGUGGAUAGGUUGUCGAAGCCUCGCAGGGUGGAGAAAUAUGAAGGUAUGUUGGACGAGAGGGCAAGAGCAGAGGAGAGGCAGCGACGGAUGGAGGCCAGACAGGCGAAGAGGGAUGGCAGCAGAGCAAGCGCGAAGAAGAGGAAAGCAGUGCCUCGGAUGUGCGAAGAUGGAGACGUGGACAUGACAAUGCACCAAAAAGGGGGAACGUAUGCACCUGCAGAUUUCAAAAAGUUGUUGGGCACUGUGGCGAAGAACUCCGACAUGCUUGUUGAUGGGUCCAAUGACGAGUUGAAAAGUGGUGCUAUAGAGAUCUUGGUGUUGUCCAGAAUGAAGGACAUCACACAAACACCACCACAGGACUUUCAAGAUGUUCCUGUAAUUGUUGCAGAUGGUGUGAAAUAUGUUCUACUGGAUCAGCUCUACGAUUUCAUGAAAAAGAGUGAUGAGGAUAGAAACGUCAUCCACGAGGCGUUGCACGAAGUGACAGAGUUUGCACUGCAGGGUAAAGAUCUGAUCGAAUUUGUGUCAGCGAGAGGAGAAGACGACUUCAUAUCCGGCAGACCGUUGUGGAGGGACUUAUUGUCACGCGUUUUGGACCGGCUCAAUCUUGCAAGUUGCGAUGUUGAGAGACAAAGAGAAAGAGAAGAAUGGUGGAAGUUGAUCGCCACGGAAACAAGUUUAGCAAUCAUUCCAAACAACGGAGAGACAUCAGCAGCAGGAGAAUCAAUAAGCUGUAUGGCAGUCGAUGUGCCUCCCAUGCAGAUAGCAGAUACAGAGGAGAUACUACUUGCGGAUAUCUUCAAUGCUAACGCUAUGGAGAGAGGUCGGUGUGAUGUUGGAUUCGAAGACGCCGAUUUGGCAAGUUGUCUUGCAAUAUACACAGACAAUGAAGAUAUAGCAGAAGAUGAAGAAGAGGAUGAGGAGGCAUCGUCUUCUGACGUGGAGAAAAUGGACAGCGGUCCACGGGUAUGCGACUGUGGCAGGCCUUUCAUGUCCUUACGAACUUUGAAUUCACAUCGUGCGAGGGCAUGCCCGACUAUGGUGGACGAAAGAGCACAAGGGCAGGAGAUGGGUGUUGUUGAUGCUUGCGGGCCAUCAAACAUAGGUGCAGUGAAUCUCGUGAGCGAUGAGAGUGAGGACAUCGGAGCCCCCGAGAAUGCAGACGGGGAGGGCGGGCCAUUCGCAGAACAGCAACCCCUGCCUGCCGAGUCUUUUGACAGCUCUCGCAAGCUGGCGGCACUGAUUUUCUCUGCCAGGGGCUGCCAGGGGCUGCCAGGGGCAGCGUCGGUAUGUCGCAGAGUGACAUAGAUGCUCUCUUGUCACUUCUCAAAGACCCGAGAUUCAGCACGACAGAC
Messenger RNA from Chara braunii, 3295 nucleotides. NCBI's taxonomy places the organism in Eukaryota, Viridiplantae, Streptophyta, Charophyceae, Charales, Characeae. The record is from the annotation of a GenBank genome assembly.